AUGGGUGAUAAUCAUAAAGAGAAUAACAAGAAUAAUGAUACCAUUAACAAUAUAGAACUACAAUUGCCAUCAGUUUCAAAUACUGAAAUAAAAGUUGAAAGUAAUAAUCUUACAACUGAUACAACAACGACUACUGGUACCAACAAUAAUAAUAAUGAUAAUAAUAAUAAUGAUAGUAUUAAUGUAACAACUGAUACACCCACCACAUCUACAACCACAACAAAUAUUGUUGAUGAUAACAAUAUUUAUGAUAAUAUUAAUAAUGAUAAGAAUUUUGAUAUAAAUAAAAGUCAUUUAUAUAUUCUACCAUCAUCAUCGAAUUGGUAUUGUUCGCAGAUAUCCGACUGUAAUAUUAGUGACAGUUUAUAG
Messenger RNA from Heterostelium album PN500, 369 nucleotides. RefSeq lists its product as uncharacterized. The transcript is spliced from 2 exons. NCBI's taxonomy places the organism in Eukaryota, Evosea, Eumycetozoa, Acytosteliales, Acytosteliaceae. The record is from RefSeq and is a predicted model, not a curated record. The coding region runs from base 1 to 369 and encodes 122 amino acids.